UGAAGCGGCUGCAUUCUGAAGUGCUGCAGAAACUAGUUAAAAGAAAGAUAAGUGAAACGUGACUAAGUAAAGAACCGUUCAACGCUCAAAUUGUUUUUGUAUUAAGCUGUUAAAGUUACUUGCGACCGAUUUGCCUCUGCACAUGUUUCAAAUUGUGUGAUGCCAGUACGUUCUGCUAAUCCGAUACGCGCUAGAAGUUUGAUCCGAGACAAUUUGGAGAAACAGGCUGGUUGUCUAAAUCUAAUACACUCCAGAAUGCCAAACAUUAAAGUGUUUUCGGGCACCUCGCAUCCGGAUUUGGCGCAGCGUAUUGUCGAUCGCCUUGGCAUCGACCUGGGCAAAGUGGUCACCAAGAAGUUUAGCAAUUUGGAAACAUGCGUCGAAAUCGGGGAAUCGGUGCGCGGCGAAGAUGUUUAUAUCGUGCAGUCCGGUUCCGGGGAGAUCAAUGAUAAUUUAAUGGAGCUGCUGAUCAUGAUAAAUGCAUGCAAAAUAGCAUCAGCCUCUCGUGUUACAGCUGUGAUUCCUUGCUUUCCAUAUGCCCGCCAAGACAAAAAAGAUAAGUUGUCGGGCGGUGAGGAGAAAGACGAAAGCAAGAAACUUGCCAAGAAAAACUACGAUUGGAAAUUUAGGAGCCGUGCGCCCAUCUCGGCGAAAUUGGUCGCUAAUAUGCUAUCAGUGGCCGGUGCGGAUCAUAUUAUAACCAUGGAUCUACAUGCCUCACAGAUUCAGGGUUUCUUCGAUAUACCAGUUGAUAAUCUCUAUGCCGAGCCGGCGGUACUCAAAUGGAUCAAAGAGAACAUUCCCGAAUGGAAAAAUUCGAUUAUCGUAUCGCCCGAUGCCGGCGGCGCCAAGCGUGUCACCUCCAUAGCGGAUCGCUUGAACGUGGAGUUCGCGCUGAUACACAAGGAGCGCAAGAAGGCCAACGAGGUGGCCUCCAUGGUGCUCGUUGGUGAUGUUAAGGAUAAGAUUGCCAUAUUGGUCGAUGAUAUGGCCGAUACAUGCGGCACCAUUGUCCAUGCCGCCGAUCGUCUCGUCGAAGCGGGCGCUACCAAGGUGUAUGCCAUACUGACGCACGGCAUUUUCUCGGGUCCGGCGAUUUCGCGCAUUAAUAAUGCCUGCUUCGAGGCGGUCGUUGUGACCAAUACCAUACCGCAGGAUGGACACAUGCGGGAUUGCCCCAAAAUACAGUGCAUUGAUGUGUCCAUGAUGUUCGCCGAGGCAGUUAGACGGACACACAAUGGCGAGAGCGUCUCGUAUCUCUUCUCAAAUGUUCCAUAUUAAGCGUUAAAUCCAAAUGCAGCAACAACUAAAACAACAACAACAACAACAACAACAAUAACAACAAGAACAUCAGCAUAACAGAAUGAACACAACAAACCAAUCAAUUUUCAAAUCGCAGCAUCUUUUGCCAUCAUUCAUCGUUAUAUAUUUUUUAUUAUCUGCUAACUAUGAGAUAAACAACAACAACAACAACAACAACAACAAAAACACUAAUCGUCAUUAUGUAAUUAUAUAAAGUAGCAUAAAGUACAUUACAACAACAACAACAAU
Molecule: messenger RNA, 1551 nt
Organism: Drosophila montana
Lineage: Eukaryota; Metazoa; Arthropoda; Insecta; Diptera; Drosophilidae
Gene: Prps
Product: phosphoribosyl pyrophosphate synthetase
Exons: 9
Coding region: 160-1281 (373 amino acids)
Biological process (GO): 5-phosphoribose 1-diphosphate biosynthetic process; ribonucleoside monophosphate biosynthetic process; purine nucleotide biosynthetic process
Cellular component (GO): ribose phosphate diphosphokinase complex; cytoplasm
Molecular function (GO): ATP binding; ribose phosphate diphosphokinase activity; magnesium ion binding
Source: RefSeq, a predicted model, not a curated record